Trematomus bernacchii (emerald rockcod) is the source of this 1244-nucleotide messenger RNA. It is a transcript of the gene tnnt2c, whose product is annotated as troponin T2c, cardiac. Gene Ontology annotation, molecular function: tropomyosin binding; troponin I binding; troponin C binding. The transcript has a single exon. The coding region runs from base 78 to 902 and encodes 274 amino acids. Lineage: Eukaryota; Metazoa; Chordata; Actinopteri; Perciformes; Nototheniidae. Gene Ontology annotation, biological process: regulation of muscle contraction; cardiac muscle contraction; sarcomere organization. The record is from RefSeq and is a predicted model, not a curated record. Gene Ontology annotation, cellular component: troponin complex.
CUCCUGUGUGCACAACACCAGCUGGUCUUGGUGUUCAUCCUGCUUUCUCUUCCCUGGAAAACCUCCCACGUACCAUCAUGUCUGACACAGAGGACAUUGUGGAGGACUAUGAGCAAGAGGAGGAAGAGGAGGAGGAGGUGAAUGAAGACGAGAUGAAUGAAGAGGAAGAAGCAGAGAAGGAAGAGAAGCCUGCAGAGGAAAAUGAGCAAGAGGACGACUCCAAAUGGCGUCCUAAAACUACUUAUGUUCCAAAUAUCGCUCCUCCAAAACUCCCUGACGGUGAGAAGGUGGAUUUUGACGACCUUCAUCGCAAGAGAUUAGAAAAAGACUUCAAUGACCUCCAGACCCUCAUCGAGUCCCAUUUCUCCGGCCGCCAGAAGGAGGAGGAAGACCUCAUCCAUCUUCGUACCCGCAUCGAGCGUCGCCGUUCAGACAGAGCGGAGCAACAACGCGUGCGCACCGAGCAGGACCGCGAGCGGCAAGCACGCCUGGCCGAGGAGAAGGCGAGGCGCGAGGAGGAGGCGGCCAAACUGCGCGCCGACGAGGAAGCCAAGAAGAAGAUGAUCUUCACCAACAAGUCCUUCGGCGGCUACCUGCAGAAGGUGGAACAGAAGAAGGGCAAGAAGCUGACGGCGCGGGAGGAGAAGAAGAAGGCCCUGAUGGAGCGCAGGAAGCCGUUCAACAUCGACCACCUGAACCAGGAGAAGCUGGCGGAGAAGGCCCAGGACCUGUGGCAGUGGCUCCACCAGCUCCACGCAGAGAAGUUCGAGCUGGCCGAGAAGCUGAAGAAGCAGAAAUACGACAUCGCGGUGCUGAGGAACCGAGUGAGCGAUCACCAGAGGGGCUCCAAAGUAGCCAAGACCUCCCGCAGUGCCAAAGGCAAGUCUGGCUCCUGGAAGUAGGCUACAACUGGACUGUCUCUGGACUAUUUGUCUCCUAUUUCCAUCCUGUAUCAUAGAUCUCUCUGAGGGGUUGUGUGUGGAUUUGAAGGGGGAAUCUCAGACUGAAGUACAACAAGUUAACCAAGCCUAGAAUGAUGUACAAAUAUCUGAUUGUUCUAACGUUAUGAUGCCUCAUUAAAUCUGAUUGAAUGUGGUGGUGUUGAUUUCACUACUCGGAGUAUGCAGUGGUUUUGUCCUCAAAAGUUUCCUAUUUGGACCUGUGCUGUUAAAGAUUUGUUUUGUAUUUGACAAAGCACAUGUAAAUAUCUUUAUGUCAAAGGCCAUUAUUUCAGUAUUGUUAAA